AUGGGAGAAGGAGAGGUGAUUGUACUGCUUUACGCCGCCCUGGUGAGACCGAUGCUGGAACGCUGCGUCCAGUUCUGGGGUUCCCACUGGACAUAUAAAGGCCCCCACGGCCAGGCGCACUGGUCAGAUGACUACCCGGACUGUGGGGGGCAGGCCCAGUCCCCCAUUGAUAUCCAGACCAAGUCUGUGCAGCACGACCCGGCCCUGCCGCCUAUUGAGCCCCAGGGAUACCAGAGCCCUGGGGAUGGGGCCUUCACCCUCUUCAACAACGGGCACACAGUGAAGAUGUCCCUGCCCCCUUCCAUGUUCCUCCGGGGGCUUCCGCAGACCUAUGCGGCCGUCCAGUUGCACUUCCACUGGGGCAGCAGGGGGCAGGCCGGUGGGUCGGAGCAUCAGGUGAACGGGGAGGCUUUCCCUGCCGAGUUGCACAUCGUGCAUUACAACUCGGAGAGCUACGCCAACAUCAGCGAGGCCAAGCAGCGGGCGGACAGCCUGGCCGUGCUGGGCAUCCUCAUCGAGGUCGGCGACGUGGCCAACCCUGCCUAUGACAACAUCUUGGAUCGGCUGAAGAACAUCCAGUAUGCAGGACGUCACCCUCUCAUUAAGACUUCGGCUGCUACCUACCCCCACAGACCCCAGCCCAAUUGCAGCAACCAGUUUAUGGAGCGAUGCCCCAAGCUAUAUGCAGCCAGAACGAAGAGGAUCCGGGAGCAAAAGGACGUUGUGUUCAAAUCCUCUUCCAGCCGUGCAGUGUCAGGCGACAGCCACCGCCCCUGA
Molecule: messenger RNA, 777 nt
Organism: Terrapene triunguis (Three-toed box turtle)
Lineage: Eukaryota; Metazoa; Chordata; Testudines; Emydidae
Gene: CA14
Product: carbonic anhydrase 14
Exons: 8
Coding region: 1-777 (258 amino acids)
Cellular component (GO): plasma membrane
Molecular function (GO): carbonate dehydratase activity; zinc ion binding
Source: RefSeq, a predicted model, not a curated record